CCAGUCGCACGGUCGGAAUGCACGCAUGCCACGGACCGAUUGCGCAGGGCGACAGGAAACGGGGCACACGGGAAGAGCCCAGGGCGGUGCUGGAGUUCCGCUACGCACGCCAAAGAUAGGACAAGACCGGCGGACGCUCUGCGAAUUGGCAUCGGAUGCAAGCGGAAACGUUUACAGUUAAACUCCUUUAGCCCAGAAGUCGCCAGCCAUGACUGACAAAGAAGAGUUCGAUUCCUUCCUGACCAAAGUGGACCAAGUCUCAGCACUGAUCGAGGCGCUCCGCUCCCCUGACUCGGCCACAGUGGAGCAGGCCUCCCGCCAGGCAGACCUCAUCACCCGCGGCCGACUGGCCGAAGGCGCUGUUGACGAAGGGGCAGGGAGCGUCGUAACGGCCGAGAACAGAAACUGCGUCAACCCCCGUCCGGCGGUCGAUCCGGCCACUGCACAGCAGGAGGACUUCAAACGACAGAUGGAGGCGGAUGCCGCGGAACGAGCUGAAAAGAAGAAAAAGGCCAAAAUGCUGUCCGAUACGUGGAAAGAGAAGGCGAUUGCAUCUUUUCGAGCGGGGAAGUACGAUGACGCCCUGGAGAAGUACACUAACGCGAUCACCGAGCUGAAGGACAGCUGCCUGCUGUACACGUCGCGCGCUCAGACGUUGCUGAAGCUGAAGCGGGCGAGGGAGGCGAUGCAAGACCUGGAUCUGGCGCUGCGACUGGACGAGACCAGUCUGCGCGCCUGGAUCCACAAGGGAAAGGCGCACAUCCAGCUGGGUCAGCAUGCCGACGCCGUAGAGAGCUUCCAGCAGGCCAUCAAGCUACAUCCGGACCAGAGAAAAGUGAUACAGGUGUAUAUUGACGAUCUGGAGCGAUCACGGGUUCGCAACGCUUUCCAGCCAUUAGAAUAGACGUGUCACAGUGUUCAACACCUUG
Molecule: messenger RNA, 929 nt
Organism: Amphibalanus amphitrite
Lineage: Eukaryota; Metazoa; Arthropoda; Thecostraca; Balanomorpha; Balanidae
Product: tetratricopeptide repeat protein 12-like
Exons: 2
Coding region: 209-904 (231 amino acids)
Molecular function (GO): protein binding
Source: RefSeq, a predicted model, not a curated record